AUGUGGCUGCAGAACCUGCUUUUCCUGGGCACUGUGGUCUGCAGCAUCUCUGCACCCACCAGUUCACCCAGCUCUGUCACUCGGCCCUGGCAACACGUGGAUGCCAUCAAGGAGGCCCUGAGCCUUCUGAACAACAGUAGUGAAAUAACUGCUGUGAUGAAUGAAGCAGUAGAAGUCGUCUCUGAAAUGUUUGACCCUGAGGAGCCGAAAUGCCUGCAGACUCACCUAAAGCUGUACGAGCAGGGCCUACGGGGCAGCCUCAUCAGCCUCAAGGAGCCUCUGAGAAUGAUGGCCAACCAUUACAAGCAGCACUGCCCCCUUACUCCGGAAACGCCCUGUGAAACCCAGACUAUCACCUUCAAAAAUUUCAAACAGAAUCUGAAGGAUUUUCUGUUUAACAUCCCCUUUGACUGCUGGAAGCCAGUCUAGAAGUGAGGCAGGCCAGUCCAGCCAGGAGCCAGCCCUGAGAGUGCACCUCGAGAAUCACUGCCCUCGAACCUACGGAUUGCUGAAACUCAGGAUCUUCACUUUGGAGGGACCAUAGUGUGGGGCCUGGCCAUGGGGGGCGGGCGGGGCCAGACUUGCACUGGAACAUGCUGCCCCUGAUAUGGGCUUGGUAUGGGGAGCGGGCAAUG
This is a messenger RNA of Lynx canadensis (Canada lynx), 635 nucleotides long. RefSeq names its product colony stimulating factor 2 (gene CSF2). Gene Ontology annotation, cellular component: extracellular region. Bases 1 to 429 code for a protein of 142 amino acids. The record is from RefSeq and is a predicted model, not a curated record. Gene Ontology annotation, molecular function: granulocyte macrophage colony-stimulating factor receptor binding; growth factor activity; cytokine activity. The transcript is spliced from 4 exons. Gene Ontology annotation, biological process: myeloid cell differentiation; immune response. NCBI's taxonomy places the organism in Eukaryota, Metazoa, Chordata, Mammalia, Carnivora, Felidae.